This is a messenger RNA of Odocoileus virginianus texanus, 5703 nucleotides long. NCBI's taxonomy places the organism in Eukaryota, Metazoa, Chordata, Mammalia, Artiodactyla, Cervidae. The record is from RefSeq and is a predicted model, not a curated record.
UAGGAAUAAUGUGAGCCUUUUGAACUAAUUUUAGAGGUAAUCAAUUCAUUCCUCUUUAAUGCUGAGAGUUAAGUUUACUCAUAAUUUUUCACGCACUGAUAAAUGACUUAGCUUCACUCAGAAUUGCAAGGACUAUGAUAGGCUGUCAGGUACUCUGUAGAAACUGAGAUUCAUCUCUUUCACUGAAUUGCUGUUUGAAUUAUCCUACUUAAAAGUGAUAUGAAGUGCUUAGCUGUAAGAAGUGAAUCUUUUUAAUACUCAGUACUACUCUUGUUUUACAAGGUAGAUAAACUGUUUGCAAAUGGGUCUCUUUUUUAGUACUGCUUUAAAAAUCUGGGGUUUUCAUAUAGUAUGCCUGCCUCUUUGUUUUCCUUAGUAAUGACUUUGUCAUAUUUUACUCUUGAUUUAAAACCUCUUAAAUCAAUGAUAUAUCUUCUGAGACUGUUUGCUAGGUUGCUCAUCUGAAAUAUGAAUACUUCCUAACUUAUCUAUGCCCAUGACUUCAUUUUUAGAUUUUACGUUGCUGAUGUAUGGAAACAAUCUUCAAAUUUUAAUUAAUUUCAAGGCUUCUUUGCAUUCUCAAAGUUUGCUUUCCCCCUUCUUUCUUAUUUUUUCCUUGUAUGUUAUCCUUGUAGUCUUUCAAGACAGUUCAGCAGUUAAUACUCAGCGUAGGAGAUCUGAAUCAUUUGUUUUAGCCUGUUUGAUGUAAAAAGUCUGUGUGAGGCAGUAAAUUCAACAUAGUUCCUUCAUAUGUAAUUUCUCUUUUCAGUCAUGCUUUUUGUGGCCUCUUAUCAUGGGAUGUGUAUCAUUCAGGAUUAGAUCUGGCUGCAUAUAGCUAAAGUCCACAGGAGGGCUUAAAAUAGAAAUUGAUUUUGCCCUCACGUUCAUAAAGUCUAGAAUUAGAAGAUGAUGGGGGUGAUCAGGAGUUUCGCAGUAUCAGGGUCACAGGCUUCUUCUGUCUCACUCUUCUUCCACACCCAUCUCACGGUCCUCAACGGCUUCUUGAGCUCCAGCUCUCAUAUCCAGACUCCAUCCAGCAAGAAUGAAGAGCAGAAAGGCGAAAGAGUCUUCUGGCUCAUUCGGUCCCUCUGAGCAGACUUCUCAAAAGUCAUGAAGCCAUAUUGUUUUACAUUUCUUUGACAGUACAGAGCCUCUGUCCUCUUGGGGAAUGUCUGUUGCCAGGGAGGCUAAAAUGUAUAGAUUUUUUUUUCCUGCCACAGUGUAUCCAACUAGACAUCUGGGUUCUGUUCAUUGUGAAGGAGGGGUGAAUGGGUGUUGGAGUGAGCAGUCAGGAGCCUCUGCCUCACAGUUAUUUCCAAGGUCUCGUAGCAAGUGGAACAAUGUCUGGGUUAUGAUAUAAUCAUGGAAAGUGAUGCUAAGAAAUCUCUGCUCUACCUGUGGACUUGGACUUAAACUUUUACCCCUAAUCACUGUUAUUUUUUGUGUUACUAUUUUCCAAGUAUAUGUGUUAAGUACUUUUCAUACUUUUUUAUGUCAUUCCCAUGGCACUAUUUGUUAGGCACUGUCCAUUUCAUGUCAUAGGUGAGAAGAUCAAGACAGAUAGAUUGUAUAAUUGGCCUGAGUCCUCAGAAGUCGGUGGUGAGUCGAAUGUUGAGUGUGCACUUAAAGAUCACCGCUGAUAACUGCUUCUGUCCUCUGUUUAUUAAUCUGUCUACCUAUAUAUCUAUCCCUCAGACAUCACUGUCACCCCUGUCCCCGCCUCUUGUACCCAGGAAUCAUUUGAGGUUGCUCAAGCACAAAGAACAGAAAAAAAAAAAAAAGGUAGAUUGAACUAAAUAUAAGGAAGAAAAUAGAAUGAAGUUGAGGUUCAGAUGAUACACAGAGUUCAAUGCUGUAUGAUCCUACAGAGGUGCUAAAAGUCUCCACCUGACUUCUCAUUGUGUCCUACCAGAAACUAACAGGCAGGAAAACAAGGUAGAAUUUUGUGUCUUUUUUUGGACUCUUGGCUUCAUUUUUUAGUCUUAUAAUAAUUUGAAUCCUUAUAAAGAAUACUAGUUCUUUUUCAUAUUGUGCUUCAAGGAAUUAUAAAGAUAAUUAUAGUAGCAUUGUUACCAUUUUCUGAUUUUUCUCUUCGUGGGGUAGGUCAACUGAAUUACCAUUACUUAUUUUUUAAGAUGUGAAUACUCAGAAAGAAAAUAUUUUAGCUGGAUGUAGAUCGUGUACUUGGUAAAAACUAGGGCUCAUUUUUGUUUAUUUUAGAAAUAUUUUCUGUCAUUCUUUUGAAAAGAUAUGCAUUCUGUAGAUUGGGAUCUUGGUAAAAAUGGCAUUGUGCUAAGCAGCUGUUUGUUAGAGCUUCCCUGCACAUACACAGGCUGGUGAGUUCCCUCAGGACAGAAGAUCUUGCCUUAUUUCUGUUUUCUCCAGUCUCCUCCGUGUGUAGAUGUCUUCAGUAAGUGAUUAAUGAAUGAAUGACUAGUAAAUGAGAAAAGUCUGUUGAUAAAUGUUACUAUUAAUAUUGCUGUGUCUUAAAACUUAAGAAAGUCAGUGGCCCUACCGGAAUAGAGAAAAAGCAGGUCAUUCUUUACAUAGCCCUUUCACGUUGUAUGAGGUGGGUUUUAGUACCAUUAAUGGUUGGACAUUGGGACCGCAGAGAGUCCAGCCCUUGAACAUGGUGUGUGUGGAGAAUCACCAUGGCCAUGGCACCCCUGGAAAGUGGUGGCUGCAAAGGCGAGUUGCAGGAGUUAAGUCUGGCGAGUUGCUGGCAUGUAAAAGGUCCUGAUUGGUUUUAAGGAGUGAAAGUUAGAUUCAGAUUUUCAAAGACUUUCUAUGACACAUUAUGUUUUAAAAAGUGAUGGUUUUCAUGGAGAAAAGAAAGGACAUGAUUUGAAUAACAUUUGAAAAAUAAAAAAUAGAGAUCUACUUCUUGCAUUUUAGUUUUCAAGAUUCCUUGUGACCAAAAUAGUAACAGAACAUUUGAGGUUAAUUAUUUAAUUUAUUUGUUUUUAUUUCUCAGGAUGUAAUCUUCGUGGUGGGAAGCCAAGUUUUUAAACUACCCCAAUGGAUGCAGACAGUGAUGUUGCAUUGGACAUUCUAAUUACAAAUGUAGUCUGUGUUUUUAGAACAAGAUGCCAUUUGAACUUAAGGAAGAUUGCUUUAGAGGGAGCAAACGUAAUUUAUAAGCGUGAUGUUGGAAAAGUAUUAAUGAAGCUUAGAAAGCCUAGGAUUACAGCUACAAUUUGGUCCUCAGGAAAAAUUAUUUGCACUGGAGCAACGAGUGAAGAGGAAGCUAAAUUUGGUGCCAGACGUUUAGCCCGUAGUCUCCAGAAACUAGGAUUUCAGGUAAUAUUCACAGAUUUUAAGGUUGUUAACGUUUUGGCAGUGUGUAACAUGCCAUUUGAAAUCCGUUUGCCAGAAUUCACAAAGAACAAUAGACCUCAUGCCAGUUAUGAACCUGAACUUCAUCCUGCUGUGUGCUAUCGGAUAAAAUCGCUAAGAGCUACAUUACAGAUUUUUUCAACAGGAAGUAUCACAGUAACAGGACCCAAUGUAAAGGCUGUUGCUACUGCUGUGGAACAGAUUUACCCAUUUGUGUUUGAAAGCAGGAAAGAGAUUUUAUAAUUCACCACUCAAUUGGUUAGAAUCCUUAACUGAGCACCUUUUAAAACCUGCUGCACAUUGGACUCACAAGGAAAACCGGACCAACAGUAACUGAGGAAAUAGACUCUUUUAUUCUUUCACGGCUACAGUGUAAGCUCCAGGCCCUUUGGGUUUUAUUUCAAACCUUGCUGUAAUAUAAAAAGGAAGUUUACAAGACAUGACAUUGCUGCUUUUACAAAAGGACAUUUCUAUUUAUUUUCGCAGUAAUUUUCAUGUCCCCACGAGCAGAGCUGUCUCCGUGUGCACUAGCGCAGAUUGUUUUGUUUUUGUCAUUAUUUUUUUUCCAGUUUGAGCUAAUGUGUUUUAUUUGUGAAUAGUCUUUUACAUUUUUGUAUGCUGAAUAUGGGCACCAAAGAACCUGUAAAAGUUAUCUUUUUCAAUUGAAUGUGCACAAAUAAAAGUUUGGAAAAGAUCUCUCUUCAUAUCCAUUCUAUAACUUUUAUUCCCCAUUUUUCUAUUUUAACAAAAAUUGUAUUCAUAAUUCUUUUUUUUAAUCUAUGCAAGCUUAGACUUUUGCUAAAGUGUGUCAGCUUCGUUUUGAAGUGUAUUUUGUAAAUAUACAUAUGCCACAUGUGAAUAGUAUCUUUUAAUGCUCUGUUACCAAAUAUCAAGUAGGAAUUUUUUUUUUCUUGAAGAUUAGAAAUGAAAACAUGUAUAUAAAUUGUAGGGAAGCAGAGUAGAACUUUAUAGAUUAAGCAUAAUGUUUUAUGUUGCUAAUUUAACAUGAUAGAAAAUGUUAACCAUCUUUUAAAAGUUGCAGAGUUGUAGUUUUAAAAAAAGAAACCUCUUAUUACCUACAAGAUAAAUAUGAGAAAAGCUGUGAUGGGUUGUACCUCAUAUGUACCUUUGUUAUUCUGGACUCAACUUUGGUUAUAGGAAAAGAAUAAUCUGAGGUUGAUACUCAAGGCUGUAUAUUAAGAGUCUUGUCAGAAGUUGAAACAUUGUGCUGUUUUAACAAGAAGUGCCCCAGUGUGACUAUAUUAAUACUACCGUUCAACUUGAACUUGAAAGCCAUUUUGCAAGAUAAGUCUUUCCCCUUUCUGUGUCUUAUUGAAUGAAGCUAAAGAGUGACUAUUCAGUACAUGGGAUUGCGCCUUUAAAGUUGACAGUAAAUACGCAUUUGUGAACCAGUGACUGGCUCACCCAUGAGCCCAGGAAUGGUAAUACAGUAUCAAAGCUGCAGUGGUGCUUGACCAAUUGAGUAUUAACUGACAAUGAUUUUACCUAGAAAUAAAACUGAGCGGAGAGUUGUAUUAGCUUUUCUCAAUUAACAUUAAUAGAGAUAAUAAUACAACACAGUCUUCCACUAAAACCUUGAUUUUCCAAAAUGUUUUGGAACCUUUGUGAAAAAUUGGAACACCUUAACCUCUAUAUUCUAGUACAUUUUCCCUACCAUGUUCUAAAAUCUUGAAAACUGUACUGAACAAUGCAUAUUAUUUUAUGUUUAUCUUUGUCUUCUUGAUACCUUCCCCUGCCCUUCCUCUCACUCUUCCUAAGUUGGAGGCAAGGGCUAACUUUUAUAUUUUCUCUCUUGGGAGAGACUUAAUUGUGAUUUUCAGACUUCUUUCUCACUUUUUACAUUUGUGUUUACUUGCUUCAUUUUAAGAUCCAGUGGGGUAGGUAGCCUCAUAAAAUAUAUACAGAAUAAAAUUCAAUGAAAAUUAUAGGUUCUGGGCAGACUGUUUGAAAAAUUUGAGUUUUCACUUAAACUUAAUUAACAGUAAUUAAGUGACCUCCUGUUCUGCAGUGUUCACAGAAAAAGAAAUAGAGAGGGAGGGACGGGAGGAACAUGAUGAUGUAGCCAAGAUGCAGAUCCAAAUGUUGUAUGAUUUUUCAGUAUUGGAGUGACUUGAAAACUAGGUAGCUCAGUAGCUCAUCAAAAUGCUUUCUCAGAAAAGAGGAAGGAGGACAAUCUGACUGGGUCUGGUUUCAGGGCUGCUGCUCAUGUGUCGCCUGGCAAAGUGUCAUGGGUGUGACCCACUAUACUUAAAGCUGGCAAGAAAUGAGUGCGUCUGAUGUCUUCUGGCUUUUCACAAGUGCUGUACAUUUUUUUAUAAAUAAAAACUGUAAAUAUAUACAUAAAAA